ACGUACACCGAUGAUCAGAGCUGUUGGCUGGAUGCUAGCUGGCUAGCUAACUGUCUGUCAAGUCGAACACAUUGGGCUAGAAGGGGGAAGCGCAGCGGUGGAGAAGAACGGCGACCCAAGCGCCGCUACGAAAUGGCCGGGCAACAGUUCCAGUACGAUGACAGCGGCAAUACAUUUUUCUAUUUCCUAACGUCCUUCGUCGGACUUAUUGUGAUCCCAGCCACAUAUUACCUCUGGCCCCGGGAUCAGAAUGCUGAACAACUGCGGCUGAAGAGCCUAAGGAGGGUCCAUGGCAGGUGUCUGUGGUACCGGCUCAGGCUGAUGAAGUCACAGCAGAGCAUUGUCCCAACACUAAAGAAAGCAGCCUUGUUAUUUGGCUGGGUCGUGUUCCUGCUGCUCGCCUACAAGGUGUCCAAGCUGGACAGAGAGUACCAGGAGUAUAAUCCAUAUGAAGUCCUCAACCUGGACCCGGGUGCAUCGCUGUCAGAAAUCAAGAAGCAAUACCGUGUACUGUCACUCAAGUACCAUCCUGACAAAGGUGGUGAUGAGGCCACAUUCAUGCGAAUUGCCAAAGCUUAUGCUGCUCUGACCAAUGAACAGUCCAGACAGAACUGGGAAAUAUACGGCAACCCAGACGGUCCAGGAGCAACCAGUUUUGGUAUUGCCCUGCCUGCCUGGAUUGUCGACCAGAAGAACUCAAUGCUGGUGCUGUUGGUGUAUGGACUGGCCUUCAUGGUCAUCCUCCCUGUUGUGGUGGGCACGUGGUGGUACCGCUCCAUCCGAUACAGCGGAGACCAGAUCCUCAUCAACACCACCCAGCUCUUCAUGCAUUUCAUGUACAAGACGCCCAACAUGAACAUGAAGCGGUUAGCCAUGGUGUUGACAGCAGCCUUUGAGUUUGACCCUCGCAGCAAUAAAGAAGCCACCAUACGACCAACAGACAACAUCGAAGUGCCACAAUUAAUCCGUGAGUUGGGAAAUAUUAACGUAAAGAAGAAGGAGCCUCCGUUCUGCUACCCGUACAGUUUGAAGGCCAGGGUCUUAGUGCUCGCUCACCUGGCACGCAUGGACGUAUCAGAGGAGUUGGAGGAAGAUCAGAGGUUUGUGGUGAGGAAGAGUCCUGCUCUCCUCCAGGAGAUGAUCAACGUGGGCUGUCAGCUUACCAUGAUGGCCAACAGCAGAGGAGGCUUCCACGCUCCUCGACUGGUAACCAUAGAGAAUUGUAUGAAGCUGACCCAAAUGAUAGUGCAAGGUCUGCAGGAGUCAAAGUCACCACUGCUGCAGCUGCCCCACUUUGAGGAGGAGCACCUCCGCUACUGCAUCUCUAAGAAGUAUAAAGUUCGGAGCCUCCAGGACCUGGUGAGUCUCAAGGACUCCGACAGACGCAGCAUGCUGCGCUUCCUAGGGGAGGAGAAGUACGACGAGGUCAUGGCUGUGCUGGGCAGCUUCCCUCACAUCACCAUGGACACCAAACUGCAGGUCCUUGAUGAUGAAGACAGCAAUAACAUCACAGCAGGCUCUAUUGUCACAGUAACUGUCACCUUAACCAGAAAACGGAUGGCGGAGGUGUUUGAAAAGGAGCAGGAGUCAACACCGUGUCUAGCAGAGGAGACUGCCACUACAGAGGAAGCACAGGGGGACACGAGUAAAACCAAAACAAAAGUGUGGCAGAACAAGAGUAAAGGGGCUAAGAAGACAGCCAAGUCCAAGAAGAAAAAAUUAACCAAGAAGAAGGCCACUCCUGCGCCUGCCAAAACAAAGCAGGCCAAUGGCAACGUGGCAGGAAAUGAGGUUGUAGUAGCAGCAGCAGCGACGGCAGCGGCGAAGGAGGAAGAGGACGAGGUCUCCGAUAAGGGCAGCGAGUCGGACGAGGGCGAAGCAAACAAGGACUCUCCCAGUGAGAGAGACGAAGACAGUGACAAACAGAGUGACACGGAGGUGGACGAGAUGGCUGGCGACGAUGAAGAGGAGUGGGAGGCAUUGCAGCAGAGCAUCCAGCGGCGAGAGCGGGCCCUGCUGGAGACCAAGUCAAAGGUGACGCACCCGGUCUACAGCCUUUACUUCCCAGAGGAGAAGCAGGAGUGGUGGUGGCUCUAUAUCGCCGACCGCCGAGAUCAGACGCUCGUCUCCAUGCCCUACCACGUCUGCACGUUAAAAGACACAGAAGAGGUGGAGCUGAAGUUUCCAGCCCCCUCCAAAACAGGCAACUACCAAUAUUCUGUCAUCCUCCGUUCUGAUUCCUACCUGGGACUGGACCAGAUCAAACCACUCAAGCUGGAGGUCCACGAGGCCAAGGCCAUGCUGGACAACCACCCACAGUGGGACAUCCCCGACACAGAGGAGGAGGACGAGGAGCAGGAAGACAGCGACGGCAUCGAGGAGAGCGAAGACGACGACGAGGACAACGACUGAAUGCGGAUACACACACACGCUCAGCCCUCCCCCCCAUGGACUGGCCACCCACCCACUCCUGACCCCACAACUGCACUCAAGAGCAGCGAACGAGGAGCGGCUGUGCCCACCACACAAACACACAAACACACACACAUACACACACACCAAACACACACUGAAUCACCGGGGACAGUUUCUACACGCAGAGCCCUCCUCCUCUUCCAUUUUAUCUUCACAUGGACUGUGACCCCGCCCCCUUACAUUUUCCCUUUUCUACAGAGACUUGUUCAUUCACUUUCCGUUUCUGGCGGAAGAGAAUUCUGUGAAUACUUUACCCAGGCCCGCGUGUGUGAGUGGGUGUGCACGUGAGAGUGUGAGUGGAUGGUGUGUGUUUGUAACCUUGUAUGUGUUUGUACAGGUAUGAAAGGUUGACACACUGUGGACUGGAGGACCUAUUAUCUGGGCUCUUUACUUCUUUUCUUGAGGGGGAGAGGGGGGGAUGUAUAACAGCUAAUUCCGUUUGCAAAUUAACACACACAAAAAAACACAUGACCUCCGUACAGGACUCAUGACGUCGCUCUCGCUCCUAAUUUUAAAAAUCACUCAGCACCGAUGUUUUCCACACCAAUGAUACUUUCUAUUGUACACUUAAAACUGCAGAAGUGUGAGCUUUAGCCCCGCUCGCCGGGGAUCACAUCAGCCAUCGGGGCGUUCGCUCCUGUCAGCGCAUGGGGGCACAGUUGAGUCUCGUCAGGUUUAAUUUUGAAAUUUUAUUUCCUGCUGUCAAACCAGCCAGUCACUUGUAUGUACUUGUACUCACUGUAUGUUUAAGGAGACAGAUAGAUACUGAUCUCUAGUCAGUUCUGUUCAUGCUGCCCCUGCGACCCACGUCAAACUGUGUCUUUCUGAAAGCAGGUGGAUCUUAAAUGAAUCGACCUCAAGUAUAAACGGGGGGAAAACUUGCAGUGUUAAGAUUUGAAUUACUGAGUACUCUUCUUGUCCAUAUACUACAUACAAGUCGUGAGUUUUCAGUCUUUUUAAAAGGGGCUCAGAUACUGAUAUAUAUAGAUAUAUACAUACUUGUGGCAUUUCAGAGAAGUGACUUCCUUUCUCUUCAUCCUUUUCUUUUUCCUUUUACAAUUGUAGCACAUUCCAGUGUAUACUCAUUGUCCGAAAAGGCCUUAUGAAUACAACUGAAAUACCACAACAUACACAAGUCCUUGGGUGCUAUGCACCGAGUGUUUCUUGGGAGAGCGGAAAAAAAGAUUCUUUCUUUUGUGUUUGUAACAGUGUUUUCCUUUUGUUUUAGUCUCUUCAUAGUAACCUACAGCUCCUCAGUCUUGGAAUACAUAUCACUGAUCUCGCCAUGACAAAGCCUCUAAUAAGUACAGUUUUCAUCUGCUGAAAGAGGAUUAGCAGUCGUACGGGACAUGUGACCGGCCCUGUGUUAAAGGGAUUGGAGUAUGACGCUCUCAGCACUCAUGAUCUGGAAGGUGUCUCGAACAAAAACCUGUUGACAGUCACUUUUAGUGUGAGCGUACUCUGUCCCGCACACCUUUCCUCUUCAGUGAUUCAAGCAGAACGAGCUGCGUUUUGUAACUGCCAUUUCAGAUGGAACGUUUUUUUCCCCCGCCACAUCAUGAGGAUCUUAGUUCUUAAUUUUUCUGUCUGAAGGAUAGGGAUGUCAGUGGCCUCGUAUAUUUUUAACCGGUUACGGUUAAUUUUGCUACUCUUGGGUUUAGUAGUAGCACUAGCACUAUGCUGUAACACAACAAAGCUAAAAAGCUAUUCAUGCUAUAAAGGUUAGCUAGCUGCUCUUUAUUGUGCACGAACUGGGUUCAGUGGGAGCUAGCAAACGUUGCUACUUGGUAAUUCUGCUGGUAGUGCCAUCCCAACCCAUUAAGGCAUUGCUGUGGAAACAUCUUGCCCACCCUUUGGUCUCCACCCAGGUCCAUUUGGCAAGUUAGUGGCUUAAUUUUGAGUUGCAAUACCCUUUUAGCAUUGUUAACUAUGUUAGCACAUGGGCAAUCUGGGGAGGAGCGAAGGGUGGCCACCAUAUUUCCGCAUCAACGCCUCUGGUGGGAAAUUCAGUGUGGAGAGUCGGUGAUCCACUAAGCUGGUCCGUUUUUCGCGUUAGAAGCCGACUAGCGCUUUUUGGGAGGGUCGGGCUUGGGCUCGAUAUUUUAUGUGAUGAUCUUGGAUUGACCGGGUUCAGGCUUCAAUGUACAUGUGCCGGUUCAGUUUGGGUUGUAAUUUUUUCGGCCCAUUGAGGACUCAGGUGUAAACUAUGUGUCUCGGCUUUCCACUUGUGUUCGGAUCACUGAAAACGCAUAGUAAUACCUGGUAGAACAGGGAUGUCAACAGCCUGUAAUAUUUUUAACUAGCCAUCCUGACUCAUGAUGGCGUUGCUGUGGAAACAUUGUGCCCACCAUUUGGUCUCCCCACAGUUCUCUUCUGUAAGUAAGCAGCUUUAUUUGAGCCGCAAAACCCUUUUAGCAUUGUUUACUAUGUUAGCAUUGUUAGCGGCGCAGUAGGGCUAGUGAUGCUAACAUAGUUAAGCUCUCAACUCACUUGGGCGAUCAGGGGAGGAGCGAAAGGUGGCCACCAUGUUUCCGCAGCAGUGCUGUCCCACCACCUUGACCCAGGAUGACAUUACCCGUGCUAAUCGUCAAAUGAAUGGCGACACUAGCUAGCUAUUACCUGGCUGGUGUGCAGUGAGGAACAGCUAGCUAACCAGUGGAGACCGUAGAGAGGGCAGACCACCUCUAAAUGGAUAGCGCUUCGAAAAAGUGACACUAAAGCGCAGAGUCAAUGGAACGCUGGACUAAAAGCACCUCUUGUAUUUUUCCAUUUUUUUCUCCUAAAAAUGAACCAGUUAGUUGCCGGCUAAUGGGUGCUGGGCUUUUUAAAGCAAAGUUAACUGAAGCUGACAUCUCUGUUGACGAAUACAGAGCAGUUCUGGCUAACCAACAGGUCUCCAUCUCAUUUAAAAUUAGUUGUUUUUUGUCUCACUUAAACUGUAGUUAUAACAAAUGUAACACUUUGACUUGUUUUCAAUCUAACCUUGUUUUUUGUUUUGUUUUUUUACAUCUGUUAGACUCAUGAGUGCAAAACAAAAGUAAACAGAGCGUCCUUGUGUUGCUCUGUGGGCUCUCACUGUACGUCGACGACUUGACAGUGUUUAAAACAAAUCUCUCACCAUGAUUAUCCACACUCAACAGUUAAUUUCUUUAUACUAGUGUGUCAUGUCAGUGUGGGAGAGACAAUGACGCUCUCCCAACACCACAUACAUACACACUCUCUCAAACUCAUAUGCGCGCACUAUACCCUCCUGUAAUUGUGUUCAAAGCAGGUGUAUGCUAACAGGUAAUAUUGUACUCUGAGUAUUUAUCGCUCUGCAAUAGAAUGUAGCAUCAGUGAUUUACGCUGUGUGGAAAAAAAACUGCAGUGAGGUUAAAUACGACACCAUCUCUCCCAUGACAGACUUGUCCAGGCGACUGGCCGGCAGGCCGCCUCAGUUUGGACAGACUACCCAAUGACUAUCUAUCUGCCACUUUUGUUUACAAAGGAACUGUCAUUGUAAAUGGAAAAAUAUAUUAUUUGUAUUUAAAAUCAUUUCAAAUAAAAACUUUUAAAUGA
Epinephelus moara (kelp grouper) is the source of this 6033-nucleotide messenger RNA. RefSeq names its product SEC63 homolog, protein translocation regulator (gene sec63). Gene Ontology annotation, biological process: post-translational protein targeting to endoplasmic reticulum membrane; SRP-dependent cotranslational protein targeting to membrane. Gene Ontology annotation, molecular function: RNA binding; transmembrane protein transporter activity. Gene Ontology annotation, cellular component: Sec62/Sec63 complex. Lineage: Eukaryota; Metazoa; Chordata; Actinopteri; Perciformes; Serranidae. Bases 133 to 2412 code for a protein of 759 amino acids. The transcript is spliced from 20 exons. The record is from RefSeq and is a predicted model, not a curated record.